Exophiala oligosperma is the source of this 1980-nucleotide messenger RNA. RefSeq lists its product as uncharacterized. The record is from RefSeq and is a predicted model, not a curated record. Gene Ontology annotation, cellular component: nucleus. Gene Ontology annotation, molecular function: transcription cis-regulatory region binding; DNA-binding transcription factor activity, RNA polymerase II-specific; zinc ion binding. Lineage: Eukaryota; Fungi; Ascomycota; Eurotiomycetes; Chaetothyriales; Herpotrichiellaceae. Bases 1 to 1980 code for a protein of 659 amino acids. Gene Ontology annotation, biological process: regulation of DNA-templated transcription; DNA-templated transcription. The transcript has 7 exons.
AUGGCCGAGGGCUUGGGGAGAGUGCGAUCAUGUACCGAAUGUCGGAUCCAGAAGCUUAAAUGCGAUGCGCGGGAUGAUUACCUGAGACCAUGCACACGCUGCAGAAAGAAGAAUCUCUCUUGUGAGUUUUCUCGUGGCAUCCAGAGGAGCCAACGAAAAACAAAAGCACAGCUGGUUCGAGAAAAUGCAAGCCUUCAGGAGCAGCUACGGACCAGCACUCACCCUGCCUCUUUCUCGACUGAAAACAGUGCCGUGACCGUCUCUCCGCAAACCCAAGGAGGCGCUGCUCCGGUGUCGCAUUUGCAUUCCGGCUCUCAAACGGGUCGUGACGGCGGCGCUCCGGUCUCACAUCCUCCCAUGUUAAGCAACCCGGGGGACGGUCACAUAGCACAACUGAUCGAUCUACCGAGUGUCCCGAGAUCAGUAACGAACGGGUUUCAAGUGACUACGCCUACAUUGCAACUGGAACAAAUUCACACACGCAAAAUUCAUGAUUGUUUCAGACUCUUUUUCCUACAUUAUGAGCCCUUCAUCCCGGGCUUGUUCGAUCCCAACGUAUCACCCGAGGAAUACUACGAACAAUCUCCCUUUCUUUUCUGGUCAAUCGUGGCAACGGGGGCUCGCAGAUACACUCAAGAUCCAACGCUCUUUCAGCGAGUGGUGUCGCAAGUCCUACAGAUUGCUCUGGGGACGCUCUUUUCCCAUACAAACUCGAUUCCGUCGAUUGAAGCCGUCUUGAUUCUAUGCUUGUGGCCAAUCCCCCAAAACACAAUGUUCCAUGAUUCCUCACAUCCGCUCGCCGGGAUCGCCAUGCAACUCGCGGUACAGAAUGGCCUCCACAUAUUUGGCCGCGAGCAAGACUACUCGCGUCAAAACAUCAACGCUGCAGACAGUAAGGUGUCUUUGCGCUUUCGUCUGUGGGUUCACUGUGUCAUCGUUUUCCAGAACACGAAUCUGAUCAAGGGCUUUCCCUGCUGGUCCGUCGCCGAAUACAACAACACCGUUGACUCCAAUCUGCUCCUCGAGCACAAUCUAUCGUCUUCGUUACUCUAUCGUUACAAACUUCAUAAAGUACAGACUGACGCAAUCCGAACCAUCGCCCAAAGCACCCAACUCUUGGACCCAGAUUGCGGACGACCAUUGAACUCUCUCAUCGACAUUUUUGAUACACAGGUCAGAGAACUAGUCCCUACCGCCGACGUAGGGCUUGAUGUUAUUGUGCAGAUUUGCACCCGAUUGGCCAUCAGAGCAUUUCACUUUUUUGCGGCACCGGACACGGCACGGACGGCAGGACUCGUCCAGCUUUACACUCUGUCCUGCAACGUGCUCGACAUGAUACACGAGUUUGACCUUGUCAACGAAUUCAUUCUCUAUUCGACCCACUGGCUCUACAUGAUGGUUCUUAUGGCGGCAAUGAGCAUCCUCAGGAUCACACGGAGCGAACUUCGGACUCAUGUGGAUCCGGCGCAUGGUGAAAACGCCUACUUCAAAGCCAUCAAGUUUUGCAAAAAGCGGUCCGCUGAAAACAACGAUCUGGAUUCAAGAGGUACCAUCAUCUUGUCUCAGCUCUGGGCAAAUGAUGGCAUGUUCCGCAAAAAUGAUGGGACAAUGGUAGGAGAUCGGUUGCGACUGAGAAGUCGACUGUUUACGAGCGUUGUCUUCGAUACACUGUGGCACUGGAGAGCAACUUUCGGUCACUGGAAAGCGAACCCAUACAAGGCUGACGACGAUGAAACAGCGAUACAAUCCACAGCAGACCAGCCGCCGCCCGUUGGCUUAUCAUGGACACCCGCCUCACUCUUCACAAACCUUCCACCCGGUGGUCUUCAACCAGACUUUUCAGCAACUCCUUCGGCGCGCAAUAUCUCAACGCUCCAGCCCGCGAUGCUCGACGUCGAUCCCUUUGACGUGUUUCCAGACUGGGAAUGGGCCGCCGAGUUGCCUUUGGACGAUACUGUCGAUCUAGAUUCUGCACGCUGA